Seriola aureovittata is the source of this 8736-nucleotide messenger RNA. RefSeq names its product pantothenate kinase 1a (gene pank1a). Gene Ontology annotation, cellular component: cytosol; nucleus. Gene Ontology annotation, molecular function: ATP binding; pantothenate kinase activity. NCBI's taxonomy places the organism in Eukaryota, Metazoa, Chordata, Actinopteri, Carangiformes, Carangidae. Gene Ontology annotation, biological process: coenzyme A biosynthetic process. The coding region runs from base 697 to 2073 and encodes 458 amino acids. The record is from RefSeq and is a predicted model, not a curated record. The transcript is spliced from 8 exons.
GCAGCUUUGUGUGCACAUCACGCGUGGAGAGGACUGCGGGGAAUGAGGAUGACAGCGGACAGCGACGCUUAUAAAUAAAGCGCCCACAGCUGCACGGACUGGUACCGAGUGUGUGUGUGCGUGUGUCGGACUUUGCUUAAUAUUCCAGCGGGGAGCUGCCGCAGCCCAUCACUGUACAGCAGGCAACACAGGACGAGUCCUUUCUUGCGUUCCUUUGUGUUCGAGCGUUGAAUUACAGUGUAAUUUUACCGCAGAGGGGAGAGAAAACCGGUCGGAGGAGGUGAACGGGUUCGGGCCUCGGUUGGAGGAGGUGGAGUGAAGUAGCAGUCCGCACACACACACACACACAAACACCGGCUGCUGCUGCGCCUGCCAGGACCUCAAUGUAGGGAAAUGACCGCGAGUGACCUCAAAGGAAACACUGUAUUUUAGCGCUGCUCGCGUUUUUAUUUUACACUACAUUAAAGCAAGAAUGGAUGUUGAAUUUUAGCUAGACAUUUUUACGGUAAAAUCACGUCAUAUCACGGGAAAGAGUAACGUUAGCUAAUCGCUCGGCUGUCUCACUAGCUUGCAAGCGGCUAACAUUAGCUAGCUAAGCUACAGCAGCCCGGUUUGUCAUUGCUAGCGGCCGGGCUUGUACAUUUUGUUUCCCGCAGAUGCUAAGCUAAGCUAGGCUAGGCUCGGCUAGCUAUUGCCAUGGAUAAAGCAAAGUCAAUGAUGGACAAGAAAGGAGCGUCGGGACCCUUUCAUGUCAACAACGGGCAGAACCAGAGGGGGUUUCACGGCCACGUCGUUGUGGCUGCUAACGGCAGUUGCUGCAGCGGCAAUGCGUUCGGCUCGAGCGCCGGACCCAACUGCAGCAGCACGUUUGAGAACAUGCAUCAUCUGCACCGCAGCGACGAUGCAGAGUGCAACGGGUCCCCGGCCAAGAGGUGCAGGCUGCGGAGGAGGACGGAGUCGGUGAGACGGAACAGACCCCCCUUCCCCUGGUUUGGUAUGGACAUCGGUGGCACCUUGGUGAAGCUGGUGUACUUUGAGCCAGUCGAUAUAACUGCAGAGGAAGAGCAGGAGGAAGUGGAAAAUCUCAAGUCCAUCCGUCGCUACCUCACCUCAAAUGUGGCCUACGGUAAAACAGGCGUCCGUGACGUCCACCUGGAACUGAGGAACCUGACCAUGUGCGGCAGGACGGGGAACCUGCACUUCAUCCGCUUCCCAACACAGGCCAUGCCCCGUUUUAUUCAGAUGGGACGCGACAAGAACUUCUCCAGCCUGCACACGACACUCUGCGCCACCGGGGGCGGGGCGUACAAGUUCGAGAACGACUUCCGAACGAUGGCCGACCUGGAGCUGCUGAAGCUGGACGAGCUGGACUGCCUGAUCCGUGGCCUACUGUUCGUCGACCGGGUGAGCUUCAACGGACACCCAGAGGGCUACUACUUCCAGAACCCGUCAGACACCCAGAGCUGCGUGAAGAAACCCUGCACCCUGGACAACCCCUUCCCCAUGCUGCUGGUCAACAUCGGCUCCGGGGUCUCCAUACUGGCCGUGUACUCAGAGAACAAUUACAAACGGGUGACUGGGACCAGUCUGGGAGGAGGUACGUUCCUGGGCCUUUGCUGUCUGCUGACGGGCUGCGAGACGUUCGAGGAGGCGCUGGAAAUGGCCAGCAAGGGAGACUCCACCAACGUGGACAAACUGGUGAAAGACAUCUACGGAGGAGACUACGAGCGUUUUGGCCUGCAGGGCUCUGCUGUCGCAUCUAGUUUUGGUCACAUGAUGAGCAAAGACAAGCGAGACAGCAUCAGUAAGGAAGACCUGGCCAGGGCCACGCUGGUCACCAUCACUAAUAAUAUAGGAUCCAUAGCACGGAUGUGUGCUGUUAAUGAGAAAAUCGAGCGUGUGGUGUUCGUGGGGAACUUCCUUCGUAUCAACACAGUGUCCACAAAGCUGCUGGCCUAUGCCAUGGACUUUUGGUCUAAAGGACAAUUAAGAGCCCUCUUCCUGGAACAUGAGGGUUAUUUUGGAGCUGUGGGGGCGCUGAUGGAGCUUCUCAAGACAACAGAGGACCCGUGAAGGAAACUGUGUGACAUCAUCAACCCUCGACAAGUCGAUGUCAUCUUUCCCUGGACGCUGUGAUGUCAUCAACUCUCGAUGCUGUGACGUCAUCAACUUUUGACGCUGCUGAAAGGUCCUGUUCACAGAGGCCGAGAAAGGAACACUAAGAGAGAGACACAGAAACUGAGAAAAGCCAUUUUAAUAAUUUAACACUUGUAAAUAAUGAUAACCUCUAAUAUCCAUCUCCUAAAUUUCCCAAACAGAGUCCCCCUAUCAUAGAGGUUUUAAUAUUGUAAUCUUUAAUUUAUGGUUUCCUGUAAUCAGCUCUGUUGGUUCCUGUCAUCAGUCUUGUGUCAGGAAGCACAGACAGAGUAUUUUAGUGUUUUUUGUUACUGUGUGUGUGUGUGUGUGUGCGUGUGUGUGUGUGUUAGUGUGAAUAGCUACUGUAGCAUUACGCCCCAGAAGCUGUGGUGCCCCGGGUGACUAUUUGUGCAACAGUUCUUUAAGAUACGACGUCUGCACAGAAAUUAAGCUACUCUUGAAUGAGUAAUUGGGCAUUUUUACCACAGAAGACUCGCAGAAAUUUCUCUUCCACGACCACAGAAACAUCAUUUGACCACCAAUGCCUCCUGCCUCCUUUUGUCAGAGUGCAGACGGACAGCUGUGGCUGAACACUUCAGUAAUGUCGACCUCUGGUUGUUACUGAUGCUGUAAAACAAUCAAGACUGCAGCUAGUGGUCAUCCCACUCCAAACUGCAGUUGUGCAGCAGCAGUUGUGGCAGUAGCUAAGGGUAGGGAGCCAUUUUGUUGCUGCCUGUUUUUUUUUGUUUGUUUUUUUUGCACAAAAAGUUGCCCAGCUCGCUACAGUCUUCUGAGGAGUGCACUGAAGCCAAAUCCUGUUGAGAUUCGUACGACAUCUGCCUCCUUCAGUUCAGAUGGGAAGCAGAAAAACGGUCUUUAAUUCUUUCUGUUGCUCCACUGCACAUGGCCUUCGCUUUUUGUUUGUCUCUCCUCCAACUACCUUCAUGCAAACAACAUUAACAACACCGUAUUGCCACGCAUGCAUACUGCUCCUAACCUGCUGAGUUUAGUGUUAGACAACGGGACCAAGACAUUGUCUUCCAAGUGAUAGUGCUACGGCUGUGUCUGCAUUGUUGAUGUCUGUAGACUGGCAUCGCCACAAUUACAGUUCAGGACCCAGUCUGGCUCAGCAACACAUGUUUAUGUUCUGUUUUCUUUUUUUAUCUUUGUUGGGAAUCAUAUUUUCUUUUUCUAUUUCCCUCCCCCAUCUGUAAGUGUCUAGUUCAAGGACACUUCAGCUGGAGGGGGCCUGAUUCCUCCACCCUCUACCUUCUCUGCCACCCUGCUGCCUUGUUUGGGUGUUGCAUUGUGAUGUAAUGAGGCAUUCAGGCUGAGUUAAUGCAAUGCUAACGCUCCAUGUAAAUCCUGGCGUAAAAAAAAAGCUUCAGCACCCCCGGCUCUUGAUGCAGAUGCAGAAGGAUGUUAUCACCUUCUGGGAGACAGUGGGGACCAAGAUGCUUUUUAGCCCAGAGUCUCCCCUCAUGUAAAAUACACUGAUGCAAAUUUGCUAGCAGCAGAAGCAACUCAACCACUGUAUAUUAGACUGUUUUUACUGUUUAAUAAUGCAGAUAUUGGCCACUAGAGUUGAUGAAGUUCUGCCCGGAAGGUGAAAUUUAAAAACAGUGAGAAAAACUCCCUUUCAGCGAACCUUUAAAACCCGGGGUACAGCACAUGUCCAAGUCCAGAUUGCUUGAGUUUCAAGGGCAAAUGGCAGAAUUGAUCAGAAACCACACUAAUGCAAACCAAGUUGUGGCACAAGCAAGACUUAAAAAAUAGCUCUUAGCAAAGAAAUCGCCUCAUGUAUGUCAACAACAAGUCAGGGCAGCCUUGUGUGGGGAACUUGCCUGUUUUAUCCUGAUCUGAGUCCAUAUCCACACUCGCACAUGCACUUUAGUAGAGACUUAAGUGUUUAAAUUGUGCAUUUACUGAAUACUUGAAAAUGCUAGUGUGCAUCUGCCAGUGUGGAGCUUUCAGACUUUUAGUGAAGCCAUGACCUGAGAUGCUAGGAUGGAAAACCCUCUUACUUGCUUGAGUUGCCUGUAAUGAUAGUCUGAGUGGAGAAAGUCUUUUCGGAAGAAUAUUACCUGAUGUGGAAUAAUGUAAAUUAAAUGCACACCUUACUUUAUACUAUAGGCAGGUUUUGCUAUAUGCAUGAGAAUGACAGCUGUAAAAUGGCUUCAUCAUCAGUGAGCUUUGAGUCACCAACAGUGACUUAUUAUAGAGAAUUAUUAGAUAAUAGCUGUUUUGAAGACACAUGGACCACAAGUGUAUAGUUUCCUGUAACAUCACGAUAACCUCCCCCCCCCCGAUAACCUACAGCCUUUCAUCUCUGUUUAUUGUCAAGCAGCUGAACUAUAAAGCUGGACAGUACAGUUUCCACUGUCCACCGCUUUAUUUAUAUAUUACCACUAUCUACAUGCCUUUACUCUCCGUGCAGAGAAACUGUGCUCUUUCCCUUUUUGGAAUCAGUCUUUGUGAAAUUCAGCGUCAUCCCUCAGUUUUUGUACUCAAGACGAUUUCUUGUUAAAUACCUCCAAACCAUCACUACCAACACCUCUGGGUCGGUUAGUUUUCUGUGUUUCUGAGCCUGUGUUUCUUAUACAAGUGUUAGUUCAGAACUGGGGAUUCUCUUGACAGGACCUUGUGAUUUAUUGAUCUCACCUAACAGUAUAAUAAUGAAGGUGAAAUCCUGAUUAUUUUUCUGGACAUUAUGACAUGUUAUUGGCUAAAUAAGCUGAUUGCGGUUAUCUCUGCUUCACCAUCUAACAUACGCACAGACUACACUUUGACCCCGACUAAUAACAUGUUUGCCGCUGUGCAGUUCUGUUUUGUUUUUAGUUCAGUCGUAAAAAAACUGCCACUUUGUUCUUAGGUACUUGUUAUUUCAAGUUGAUUUUCUUUUUUUUUUUUGUCCACAGCAACUCUCCACACACUAACAUUUAAAAAGCUCUGCUGUGAAACUGAAUAUGCACCAUUUGAAGAAAUUAUAUUUGCAAAUUAUAGAUUGAACAGAAUCAAAAAACAUUAGGGUCUUUUUUAACAGAAAAAUCACAUUUAACAGAGUUGAUUCUCUGUUCAUACAAACUGAUUGUAGAAAACAUUUUUUGUCUACCAUUGGAUGUAUUGGCUUAAAUAAUUCAAAUGUCAAACUGUGGUGAUAUUUGUAUAGCAGUAUUUUGGAGGAAGAUUUCGCAACCAUUUCCUCUGACAACAUUUAAUCAUCAUGUUUCCAUCCUACUUGUUUUCAGACGUGAUGAUGCUGCAGAUGUUCAAACAGAUGCUUCCUGGUCUGUUUUUUGUUUUCUCCCUUAUAUGCCUUGUUCCAACUCAUGUUUGGAUGAUAUUGGUGGCCUCGACCUGUCAGGUCAGCUUUAACAUCAGGCGAAUGUCGGUUAUCUCGUGCCACCGUUUCUUUUAAUCUGAAAACCCCAGUCUGUUGCCUUCACUGUGUGUUACCUUGGUUACACCGUGUUUGUGCCCUUCACUUUCUUCAGUGUGAUUUAAUUUCAGUUUCUUACCUGCUGUACUUUACCUCAACGUUUUUGUAAUGUUGCGCAUGCAAGAUACGUUUUUAUGGUCGGGUUUCACUCUUGCUUUUUUUUUUUUUUUUUUUUUUCUUUUUGUUUAUUCUUGUUUGUUUUGUUUUCUGAAAUUGUACUGUGCCAGAAGAUUCAGUGCAGUUAACAUAUAUUCACAGUUUGAACAUCAGUGUUUGGAUUCACCUGCGAGUCCUAAAUGUGUCUUAGUAAAAAAAAAAAAGAAAAAAAGAAAAAAAAACAACAUUAACUUCCACUAUAACUGCAAAGGCUUUGGUUCUAAAAUUUGAGGUUUUUGGUAAAACAACACUCUUUAAAUAUCCUAACUCAUUACUAAUGUGAACUCAAAUUUUACAACCUUUUUUUUCAUUGUUUUAUUAUAACAAUAAUGACAAUAAUGUGAGUUAAUGUGUUUUUCCCAUGUAUUUUUCCUAUGAUUUGAAAAUACUGUUGUACUUUUUGGUUGUUUUUGAUUGGCACAAAAGAACCAGUUCUCAAAAAUGCAAAUCGUGCUCCAUCAGCCUGAGGAAACGUUUCCAGACAUGUUGUGAUUUGUAGCACUUACAAAAGUCUAACUGUGAGCUGUACCUUUUUUUAAAUUCAUUUCAUCACUAUCCUGCGGAACCCUUUCUCUCAAAACAGGUAAACACCAAAGUAGAAGAAGCAUUUAUUUAUGGAGGCCGGUGGUUUGAACAUUUUACAGUCUGCUGGUUAUCAUUUGGCUCAGUCUUUUAUUAGGAACAGAUAAUUAAAGACAUACAACAUUUUGAAAUGAUUAACGAUUUCUGCAGAAUGUAGAUGACAUGUUUUUAAGUGUACCUGCGUAUUCCUAGUGAUGGUAUAAUUACAAGUUAUAACAUCAUUUUCAUACUCAGCUCGUCUAAAACUGUUCUGAGCCGGUAAUAAUUGUACUAAUGUGCUGCUGCAGCUUCUGUGCUUCAGAUUCCUAAAAGCAAAUCAACAAUACUGUCUGGAAUCUGAAUUCUUCACAUAAACUGUAUUAACUUUUAUUCAAACAGUGUCACAUCUUGCACUGUAGCUGACAUUUUCCUCAACUAUUUAAAGUGUUUCAAACAUUUUCUUUAACUUCACCACACAUACAGUAUGACGCAAGAAUUCAUUCAUUUAAAGCAAAUCAGCUCUUGAGCAGUGAUUUUUUUUUUUUUUUCUCCUGUUAUCAUGAGUCAACAAUGUUGAUGUUUGUCUGCUUUGAUAACGGUGUGAUUUUAGAGUUUGGGCUUUGAACCUCAGUGACCCUUUGUCUGGGGUUCAUUUCCCAAUGGGACCAUCUGUACUCGGAUCAGUGUGUAUUUCUCUGUAUUGUAAGGAGCUUCAGUUUAAAGCGUCCACCGAACGGCAAAUGUUACAUCAUCCGUAGUGAAAUCUAAACAAAAGGCUAUGCAGCAACACAUCCAACAAACUCUUUGUCCCUUUCAACAAACUCACCUCUUCUCUGAACCUACCACAGUUGAUUUGACUUGUUUGUAAAUGUUUAAAAAGAAAAAAAAAGUAUAUAUAUGUGUAUGUAUACAUAUAUAUAUAUAUGUAUACACACACAACCCUGUUAGUUUUCCCCUCUGAGAAAUCCUGUUUGAAUCUUGACAGAGAGAGUUUCUCCUCCUGAUGUUUCUGUCCUGCUGAUUUAGUUGUUAACACUAUUUAAGGUGGAUGCUCGCAACAGGAUGUUGUAGACUGAAUUAUGCACCACAUUGAAGGUGUGAUUUUUCAGUGUCAGUUGUGACAUUGUAAGUAAGGUCGUUGUCACAUACCCACAGUUAUUUUUGAAUGAUACUGUUAUGGCGAAUCUUCGUCUUAUCUAAACUGUGCAUCUUGUUGGAUGAACGACCCUGGCUGAAUUUGUUUAAAGUUAAGUCUCACCUUUGUUUACAUCAGUGUGUAAAAGAAGUACUUCAAAUCGGCUGGGGCUUAUCUUCUAACAGUGUGUUACUUCAGGGUAGAUACCAAACUGUAAACACCUUGUUGCUGUCAAACCUCUUGUUGCUUACUAGCCACAGAGUUCUUUGUGACCCUCUGACCUUUUGCUGGUCUAAUAUUUUUCACCCCACUUUGCUAAACCUUUCAGGAUUUCCUCAGAGGUUCUUAAUCUGGUCGGACAUCCUGUUGCGUGAACACAUCCAGCCUUUAAACUGUCUUCUGGAAUGCUUGACUGGCAGGACAGACCUUUUCACCCUUGUGUAUUUGAUUGUACAGAGAUUUUGUAAAUAAUAUUAAUAUGAUAUAUUCUACACCAGCAAUCUGUCUGUUGAUAAAGUUAUUUCAGCCGUUCAGGGCCAGGUUUCCCAAACAGGAUGUGGCACUCCAUUUACAAUCCCAAAGCAGACAGAAGACACAUCGAGACAAACCACUUUCCUCUGCAGCUUUAUCACCUUUACCGACAACUUUACCAGAGCUGUUUUAAAUAGUAUUAGCAAACACUUUUAGGAGUCUGUUAACCUGCUUGUGCUAUAUGAUUGAUGGGAUUUUCCUCACUAGGACUAGAUACAUUUCUAUGUGUUUUUUGUGAUUGCCUAACUUUAGCAGUCAUUGUAAGCUCAUGUUAUAUCCACCUGAUAAUUUUUUUACAUUCAUUGUCACAUAAAUAUAAUUUUAAUUUGACUUAAAAAAAAAAAAAAAAAACAACCUGAAUAAUCAUACAUAUUCUGAAUGGUGAUUGAGAACUGAAUUAGGUCUUUUUUUUUUAAGGAGGAAUGUGGUAUGUUGAAUUAGAUGUUUUCUCUUCACUUUGAAGUGUUUAACUAAUUUUAAUGCUCUUGGUGGCCACAGCCCAGAUGCCUGUUUUCUGUCUGCUGGAUUUCAGUGCCGCUUGUUCACGUCAGCUCCUCUGUGUUCUGGAUCUGGGCGUGAAAGUGUUGGGAAGCCAAGCUGGUUGUUGGCGUCAGUUCUGCUGCUGCUUUUAACUCUGGUUUGAAAAAAGAAAGGGUUAAAAAGAGAGAAAAAAAAAAGACGAUUAAAAAAAAGGCUCCCUGCCUUGUGCAAUGUGUAUGUACUGAAGUGAAGAGAUUUUUUUUUUUUCUAAAAAGGAAUUAAACUAAAACUGGAUGAA